CCCGCCAAGAUGCAACUGCUGUUCGUGCCCGUUCUGCUCGCUGCGUUCGCCGUGGCUCAGCCACUGACGGAGGAGCAGCAAAAGAAGUCGGAAACGAUCGCACUGGGCUGCCUGGAGCAACACAAGACCCUUAACCCCGAGGAUCUGAAGCUGCUGCGCGGUGGUGACUUCUCGAAGGUGAACCCCGAGACCAAGUGCUUCCUGCGGUGCUUCCUGCAGCAGGCCAAGUUUAUGGAUGCGGACGGCAAACUGAACGCUGACCUGGCCAUCGAACGGCUGUCGGUGUCGCAGGACAAGGCGAAGGUCGAGACGCUGGUGAAGAAGUGUAACGUGGAGCCGGAGGCCGAUAGUUGCGAGACGGCUUUCAAGGCCAUCGAGUGUUACCAUCGCGAAAAGUCAUCGCUGCUGUGAGCUGACCACGAUCGUACGGUUGAUUGGUUGAUUUGAAAAGUAUUAAAAGUGAUGACCACAUGAUGACCAACCCCACGUGCCGAUAUUUUAAAGGCCCCAAACAACACAGUCAACGAGUGGCGGAGUAUG
Molecule: messenger RNA, 540 nt
Organism: Anopheles bellator
Lineage: Eukaryota; Metazoa; Arthropoda; Insecta; Diptera; Culicidae
Product: general odorant-binding protein 56d-like
Exons: 2
Coding region: 10-411 (133 amino acids)
Biological process (GO): sensory perception of smell
Molecular function (GO): odorant binding
Source: RefSeq, a predicted model, not a curated record